Cololabis saira (Pacific saury) is the source of this 3509-nucleotide messenger RNA. It is a transcript of the gene rfx4, whose product is annotated as regulatory factor X, 4. The coding region runs from base 113 to 2353 and encodes 746 amino acids. The record is from RefSeq and is a predicted model, not a curated record. The transcript is spliced from 18 exons. Gene Ontology annotation, biological process: regulation of transcription by RNA polymerase II. Lineage: Eukaryota; Metazoa; Chordata; Actinopteri; Beloniformes; Belonidae. Gene Ontology annotation, molecular function: DNA-binding transcription factor activity, RNA polymerase II-specific; RNA polymerase II cis-regulatory region sequence-specific DNA binding.
GUGACGGGCAGUGGUCACGGAAACACAGAGCGAGACAAGGGGCGAUCCGCUGAGGUGGGGGAAACGUCUAAGCCUUUUUCUUGGUGGAGCCAGUGUCGUUGAUGGGAAGAGGAUGCAUUGCGGGCUGCUGGAGGAGCCUGAUAUGGAUUCCACAGAGAGCUGGAUUGAAAGAUGCCUCAAUGAAAGUGAGAGCAAGCGAUACUCCAGCCACACGUCUCUGGGGAACAUGUCCAACGACGAACGUAAGCAGCACCAACCCGUGGAAAUUGAGCCCGCGUUCCUACUGAGAACUGCCGAUGAGGAAAAAGAAAAUAACAGAGCCACUAAAUCACAUUCAACACCAGCUACUCUGGAAUGGUUAGAAGAAAAUUAUGAGAUAGCUGAAGGUGUGUGCAUCCCCAGAAGUGCCCUCUAUAUGCAUUACCUAGACUUCAGUGAGAAGCACGACACACAACCUGUGAACGCAGCCAGCUUUGGGAAGAUUAUAAGGCAACAAUUUCAAGGACUAACUACCAGAAGACUGGGGACAAGAGGCCAGUCUAAGUACCACUACUACGGCAUCGCAGUGAAGGAGAGCUCGCCGUACUACGACGUAAUGUACUCCAAAAAGGGGACGGCGUGGGUGAACGAGACGGGGAAGAAGGAGGUCACGAAGCAGACAGUGGCGUAUUCACCGCGCUCCAAACUGGGGACGCUCCUGCCAGAGUUUCCAAAUGUCAAAGACCUAAAUUUGCCUGCCAGCCUGCCAGAAGAGAGGGUGUCAACCUUCAUCAUGAUGUACAGAACACACUGUCAGAGGAUACUGGACACUGUUAUACGGGCCAACUUUGACGAGGUCCAAAGCUUCUUGCUGCACUUCUGGCAGGGCAUGCCGCCCCACAUGCUGCCUGUCCUCUGCUCCCCCACGGUGGUGAACAUCGUCGGCGUUUGUGACUCCAUCCUGUACAAGGCCAUCUCCGGGGUCCUGAUGCCCACCGUCCUGCAAGCACUGCCUGACAGUUUGACUCAGGUUAUUCGAAAAUUUGCCAAACAGCUUGAUGAGUGGCUAAAAAUAGCACUUCACGACCUUCCUGAAAACCUGAGGAAUAUCAAAUUUGAAUUGUCGAGACGAUUCUCUCAGAUUCUAAAGCGGCAAACAUCUUUAAAUCAUCUCUGUCAGGCAUCGCGGACUGUGAUAAACAGUGCAGACAUCACCUUUCAAAUGUUGGAGGACUGGAGGAAUGUGGACCUGAACAGCAUCACCAAGCAGACACUUUACACCAUGGAGGACUCGCAGGAGGAACACCGGCAGCUCAUCAUCCACCUGUAUCAGGAGUUUGACCGUUUAUUGGAGGAGCAGUCCCCGAUCGAGGCGUACAUCGAGUGGCUGGAUUCCAUGGUGGACCGCUGCGUCGUCAAGGUGGCAGGGAAGAGGCCCGGGUCCCUGAAGAAGGUGGCCCAACAGUUCCUGCUGAUGUGGUCGUGUUUUGGUACCAGAGUCAUCCGGGACAUGACCCUCCACAGCGCGCCCAGCUUCGGGUCUUUCCACCUGAUCCAUCUCAUGUUUGAUGAUUACGUGCUUUACCUGCUGGAGUCGCUGCACUGUCAGGAGAGGGCUAAUGAACUCAUGAGGGCCAUGAAAGGCGAGGGCGUCACAGCAGAGCAAGAGGAGGAAUUUGCAUUGACGGAGACCACUCCGACUUCCCCGUCUCCAGGAUCCUUCUCUCCCGCCCAGUCCGUCCACUCUGUGGCCAGCUCGCCCUCGGCCGCCGUGUCUCCAGAGUACACUGGAGCCACCAGCACCACAGGCGCUGUUCAGUCAUAUACCUGGUCCCUUACAUACACAGUGACAACAGCGGGCAGCUCUGCUCCUGAGGCCGGACAGCAGCUGUCCUGUAUGAGGAGCAGCGCUCCGGUCCCUCCUCCAUCCUCCACCCACAGGAUGCCGGUGUACACCCACAGGGAGGAGCACGGAUACCCUGGUAGCUACAGCUAUGGCAGCUAUCCCAACCAGCAUCCCCACUCCAUUCAGAGCCAGUACCCGAGUCUGGCCCAUGAGCCGGCGAUCGCUGCCCCCCUCCACUACUCCGCCUACCACCGCUCAUCUGCACAGUACCAACAGAUGUCUCGAAUGGAGCCUUGCUUGAUGGGAACUCCUCGGUUGCAUUCCACGCCUGUCGCCCCCCGGUGGCCAGAUGUAUCUCCUGCUAAUAGCUGUUACAGCAGCCCACCUUUGCAUUCAUCCCGCUAUGCCACCUCCGGGGACAUGUACUCCCCCAUAGGUCCCCGCAGGAACUCUGAGUACGAACACUCACAACAUUUUCCUGGCUUUGCCUACAUUAAUGGCGAGGCCACCACAGGAUGGGCCAAAUAGUCUUUAAAACAUCACUUUGGACAUCCACGUACAAGCUCCAGCCCUGCCAAACCAGCAGGUGCAAAGUCUCUGAACACUUUCGGUCAAGUGCAUCAAAAAAGGAGCGGAGAUAAAGAAGUACCAGCAUAAGGUGAAAGGAAUCAAGGCUGCAAUGACAAUUUGAACAGACUCAUCACUGAUGAUGUUGGCAUUACUUGAGCAGAGGUUUAUUAAACUUUUCAUCGUAGUUGAUGGAAGAAAAAUGUUGAGAUCCUAUAUAUUGUCAAAACUUGCAGCAAAAUCAUUUUGAGAGUGCAAUGCUGCUGCCAAGCUGUGCCUUUGUUUUAAGGAAUGUACACCUCUCCCAGAGUUUCUUCAGUCUCUCAAGUCAGAGCUCACCUCAACCAGUCAGCGCUGUAAGCUGUUCCUGACAGUACAAUCCCAGUGACGUCGCUCAGCACUGCAACAUGCUCUUGUAAUGAGCUCUGAUGCCUUAACCCUCUCCUGGGACGCCUGCUAUGCCAUUAGAAGGUGACCCCCAUCAAUGAGUUAAGGUGUUUCCACCCCUGGACAGGUUUUUUUUUUUUUUUAAAUGACUGAAUGCUGUGACUCAGAAACAACAAAUACAUUCUCUUGCAAACUUUUACGCUUUUCUGCUGUGAGUAUAUGGUAUGUUUUUUUCUGUAACCUUGUAACAUGGUGUACCUUUUAUUUUCUAUGUUACAAUUGGUACUUUGUCUCUGUUUUGUAUGGUUAGUAAAGGAUGCAUUAACUUAGAGUUGUGUGUUUUUAUAACGCACUCAAAGCUACUGAGGACCUAUUACCCUGUGGGUAUUUAUAGAAAGGGAAAAUAUCAAAGUGUACAGUAACAGAAGUUUAGUCACUUUUGUGUAAAUACCGUAAAAGCACUGGAACACAUCUGUGGUGACAGUUAAACUAUCACAGUUGAAAGUUAUGUGUAUGUGGGAAAUAUGCUGCCACAUAAAUAAUUUCACUAUUUAAAACAGUGAGUCGUACUUGUCAAAUGUCUUCAUUUUUCUUCUCUUUUUCGUUAUUCUGUCUGUGGAGAAAUGCACAAAACCAUGCACUAAAUGUCCAAAUAUUAACCAACUUAAUAAAAAUCAUUAUGGUAUGAAGGUCAUAAUGUCAGCACUGUAGCAAAGUCUCGAGCUGCAGC